Molecule: messenger RNA, 1047 nt
Organism: Malassezia restricta
Lineage: Eukaryota; Fungi; Basidiomycota; Malasseziomycetes; Malasseziales; Malasseziaceae
Product: calcium binding protein 39
Exons: 1
Coding region: 1-1047 (348 amino acids)
Biological process (GO): intracellular signal transduction
Molecular function (GO): protein serine/threonine kinase activator activity
Source: RefSeq, a predicted model, not a curated record
AUGAAUUUCCUGAUCAAGGGUCGGCAGCAGCGAACGUCUGCCGAGCUGGCUAGAUCGAUUUGUGAUACAUGCUUUCGUAUGGGAGUCGAAGUCACAACUGAUGAAGUAUGGCGACUUAGCGACGUGUCUUCUUCAUCUGAUAGCCGUCGCAAGCUAUACGAUGAGCUCUUUUUGUUGCUGCAGCAAGGAAAACUGGUGUUGUAUGGUGAGGGGGAUCGCGACCCUGUGCCCGAACUAGUUGCGCAAUUUGCACAAGAAGCUUACCAACACCAUAUGAUGGAAUAUCUCCUUACCGUCAUGCCACGCCUCGAGUUUGAGGCUCGAAAAGAUAUCACGCAGAUAUUUGUCGCAUUGCUUCAAAGAAGCAUCGGUUCUCGACGCCCCACGGUUGAAUAUGUAUACUCUAAUCCAUCCAUUGUCAGUAUGACAAUUCGUGGGUAUGACAUGCCAAGUAUAGCCCUCAACACCGGUAUGAUUCUACACGAGAUGCUACAAUAUGAGAUUCUUGCUAAAUUGUUCCUGUAUUCGGAUGACUUGUAUCGCUUCCCUCAGUAUAUUGAGUUGACGUCCUUCAGUAUUUCUUGUGAUGCUUUCAAGAAUUUACGAGAUGCACUUGUAUCUCAUCGAAGCAUGGCCGCUGAAUUUUUGCAGCAGCAAUAUGUGCAAUUUUUUUCGAUGUUCACGCAACUCCUCGAUUCACAAAAUUAUGUGACACGUCGCCAGUCCCUCAAAUUGCUUGGUGAGCUACUUGUCGACCGUGCACACUACUCUACCAUGAUACGUUAUGUCUCAGAUGAGGAAAAUCUUAAACGCAUUAUGAAUGCACUGCGAGAUCGCAGUAAGCAUAUUCAACUCGAAGCAUUCCAUGUCUUCAAGGUGUUUGUUGCCAACCCCAAAAAAACACCAGCAGUCGAGGCAAUAUUACGCCGUAAUCGCUCACGGAUAUUGUCAUUUUUGGAGGCAUUCCUUCCCGACAGCACAAACGAAGCAUUCAUCGACGAGCGGCAAUAUAUAAUCCAAAUCAUUCGUGCCAUGCCAAAUGCGUAA